Messenger RNA from Varanus komodoensis (Komodo dragon), 7243 nucleotides. RefSeq names its product ATPase 13A3 (gene ATP13A3). Gene Ontology annotation, cellular component: late endosome membrane. Lineage: Eukaryota; Metazoa; Chordata; Lepidosauria; Squamata; Varanidae. The coding region runs from base 194 to 3994 and encodes 1266 amino acids. Gene Ontology annotation, biological process: intracellular calcium ion homeostasis; polyamine transmembrane transport. The record is from RefSeq and is a predicted model, not a curated record. The transcript has 32 exons. Gene Ontology annotation, molecular function: ATP hydrolysis activity; P-type ion transporter activity; polyamine transmembrane transporter activity.
GGCUCUCGCUUCGGCGCUGGUCGAUGCUGUGCGAACCGGGGCGGCAGAGGGACGAGGAGCCCCGAGGAGAGUAUCUGCAGCCCCUGCAGAGCGAGCGGAUCCUUCCGGCAGCUCCUUUGAGAGUGGUUUUCCCUCUGUCCCUUGUACAGGCCUUCCUGUGUCUGACACGAAGAAGCUCCACUUCACACUGAACAUGGAGAACGAGGAAAAGUUACUCAAUGAAGGCGAAGAAGAGGAAAUGAAGAUCUGUGGCUAUGCCCUGUGCCGAUGGAAGCUGGCGCUGGUGGCCGUGGGGGCGCUGGGCACCUGCGGCUUCCUCCUCCUCCUCCUCUACUGGAAGCCCGAGUGGCUGGUGAAGGCGACGUGCCGGAGGGCCCCGCUUGCCACGUGCGAGGUGGUGCUGCUGAGAACAACGGAUGAAUUUCAGAUGUGCUUUUGUGCGAAGGUUCGCGUGGCCCUUGCUCUGGGGUCCCACCCGUUGCAGGCUCCCGAGUGCCUGGCAGAGGAGGCCACCGAUGGCUGCGGCGGUCAUGCGCACCCGGAUGGCUCCGAAGAGGAGGGGAGUGGCCGGAAGAGGCGUCCACAGUGCCGGCUGCAGGAGGCCCGUUAUUUCACCCACCACAGCAUGAAGUAUUUCUGGAAUGAGGUGACCCAAAACUUUGGCUUGAUAAAGGGCCUGGAGGAGGCCACAUCCUGCUCUUCAGUGCACAACGAGCACAGCACGGGGCUGACGGAGGCCAUGCAGGAGUACAGGCAGUUGUUCUACGGAGUAAAUGAAAUUGCCGUGAAGGUGCCCUCCAUUUUUAAGCUUUUGAUCAAGGAGGUCCUCAACCCUUUUUACAUUUUCCAGCUGUUCAGUGUGAUAUUGUGGAGCACAGAUGACUAUUACUACUAUGCAGCAGCCAUCAUGCUGAUGUCUCUGAUCUCCAUUGCCAGCUCCCUGUACGCCAUCCGGAAGCAAUACAUGAUGCUGCAUGACAUGGUGGCCGCCCACAGCGUCGUCAGGGUGUCCGUCUGCAGAGCCAGUCAAGGAAUUGAGGAGAUCCUGUCCACAGACCUCGUGCCUGGGGACGUGGUCGUGGUCCCGCUGAACGGGAUGAUCAUGCCCUGCGAUGCCGUACUCGUGAGCGGCACUUGCAUCGUGAACGAAAGCAUGUUGACAGGGGAGAGCGUGCCCGUAACGAAGACCAGCCUGCCCAGGCCCAGCGAGGAGCCCCAAGCCCCGGAGGACGGGCCCUACAGCCCGGAGGGGCACCGCAGGCACACCCUGUUCUGCGGCACCACCGUCAUCCAGACCCGCUUCUACACCGGAGAGCUCGUCCGAGCCGUCGUCGUGCGGACAGGCUUCAGCACUUCCAAGGGGCAGCUGGUCCGCUCGAUCUUGUACCCGAAGCCGACGGACUUCAAGCUCUACCGAGACGCCUACCUCUUCCUGCUCUGCCUCGUGGGCGUGGCGGGAGUCGGGUUCCUCUACACGGUUGUCAUCAGCAUCCUUCACGAGGCGCCGGCCGAGACCAUCCUCAUCAAGUCCCUGGACAUCAUCACCAUCACGGUGCCCCCGGCCCUGCCGGCGGCGCUAACCGCCGGGAUCGUGUAUGCCCAGCGGCGGCUGAAGCAGCACGGCAUCUUCUGCAUCAGCCCCCAGCGGAUCAACAUCUGCGGCCAGAUGAACCUCGUGUGCUUCGAUAAGACGGGCACCCUUACCGAAGAUGGCCUGGAUCUCUGGGCGAUCCAAAGAGUCGAAAAUGCCCGUUUCCUUUCGCCCGAAGAGGAGGUCUGCAGCGAGAGCUUGGUCAAGUCCCCCUUCGUCGCUUGCAUGGCAGCCUGCCAUUCCCUGACGAACAUCGAGGGCGUGCUUUCGGGAGACCCCCUGGACCUGAAGAUGUUCAAGGCCACCGGAUGGAUUCUCGAAGAAGCAACCGAAGAGGAAACAGCCCUCCAUAAUCGGAUCAUGCCCACUGUAGUGCGCCCACCGAAGCAGCUUCUUCCGGACGCCAAGCCUGUGGCUGACAAAGAAAUGGAGCUCUUCGAGCUUUCGGCGAGUUACGAGAUCGGGAUCGUGCGGCAGUUUCCGUUUUCUUCCGAGUUGCAACGGAUGUGUGUGGUGGCGAGGGCCCUCGGGCAGAAGCGCAUGGAUGCCUACAUGAAGGGAGCCCCAGAGGUGGUCGCCGGGCUGUGCGCGCCAGAGACGGUGCCUGCUGAUUUCGAAAGGGUGCUGGAGGAAUACACCAAGCAGGGCUUCCGGGUCAUCGCCUUGGCUCACCGCAAGCUGGAAUCCAAACUGAGCUGGCACAAGAUACAGAACGUAGGCCGAGAUGCCAUCGAGGGCAACAUGGAUUUCAUGGGGCUAAUUAUAAUGCAGAACAAGCUCAAGCAGGAAACCCCAGCUGUCCUUGAGGAUCUGCAUCAGGCCAACAUCCGCACCGUUAUGGUGACAGGCGACAACCUGCUGACGGCCAUCUCGGUGGCCAGGGACUGUGGCAUGAUCCUGCCCGAAGACAAGCUGAUCAUUGCUGAGGCGCUGCCUCCGAGGGAUGGGCAGACGGCCCGGAUCAGCUGGCACUACGCGGAUGCCCUCACCAGGAGCACCGGCUGCUCGCCAGCCAUCAGCCCAGAGGUUAUUCCCAUCAAGUUGGCCCACGAAAGCCUGGAGAACCUCCAGGUGACCAAAUUCCAUUUUGCCAUGAGCGGAAAGUCCUUUGCCGUGAUCCAGGAGCACUUCCAGGACCUCAUUCCAAAGCUCGUGCUGCACGGCACCGUCUUUGCUCGCAUGGCGCCCAACCAGAAGACCCAGCUGGUGGAGGCCUUGCAGAACGUCGACUACUGCGUGGGCAUGUGUGGCGACGGAGCCAACGACUGUGGUGCGCUGAAGCGGGCGCACGGGGGCAUCUCCCUGUCGGAGCUGGAGGCCUCGGUGGCAUCGCCAUUCACAUCCCGCACGCCCAGCAUCUCCUGCGUGCCCAACCUCAUCAGGGAGGGCCGCGCUGCUCUCAUCACCUCCUUCUGCGUGUUCAAGUUCAUGGCCCUGUACAGCAUCAUCCAGUACGUCAGCGUCACCCUGCUGUACUCGAUCCAGAGCAACCUGGGAGACUUCCAGUUCCUCUUCAUCGAUAUGGCGAUCAUUCUGGUCGUGGUCUUCACCAUGAGCCUCAAUGCGGCCUGGAAGGAGCUCGUGGCGCAGCGGCCGCCCUCCGGCCUCAUCUCGGCGCCCCUGCUCUGCUCCGUCCUCUCGCAGAUCCUCAUCUGCCUCGGCUUCCAGAGCCUGGGCUUCUUCUGGGUCAGGCAGCAGCUCUGGUACAAGGGCAGGAGCCCGCUCUCGGAUGCCUGUAACGAGUCCAGAGCCGCCCUCGGCAACGCUUCUGCGCGCACGAACGUGUCAGAGUCCGACAAGCACAAUAUCAGGAACUACGAGAACACGACCAUCUUCUUCAUCUCCAGCCUGCAGUACCUCAUUGUCGCCGUCGCCUUCUCCAAGGGAAAGCCCUUCCGGCAGCCUUGCCACAGGAACUACCUGUUCGUGUUCUCGGUGCUUGGCCUCUGCGCCUGCAUGCUGCUCAUCAUGCUGCACCCGAUGCAGCCCGUCGACCGGUUCCUGGAGCUGGUCUGCGUGCCCUACUUGUGGCGCCUCUCGGUGCUCCUCAUCGUGGUCGUCAAUGCCGGCGUGUCCAUCCUCGUGGAGAAUUUCCUCCUUGACAUGGUCCUUUGGAAAGUUGUCUUCAACCGAGACAAGCGAGGGGAAUACCGCCUAGCCUCUUACUCCUCCUCCUCCUCCUCCUCCUCCCACCACCCAUCACAGGAAGCGCUGAACCGCUGGCGAGGAAGCUUCGUGCCUGCCCUGCUCCGCUUCAGGAAGAAGCCCCCGCAAGCGAAGUACAUGCACCUGGCCCAGGAGCUGCUCGCGGACCCGGAAUGGCCGCCCAAGCCCCACACCACGACGGAGGCCAAAGCCCUGUCCCGAGAAAAUGGCUCGUGCCACAUCAUCACCCCGACGUAGCAGCAGGAGCCUGCUGUCCGCCCCGCAGUGGGGCUCAGGGAUGCUGCAGCUGGCCGCGCACACGGGUCUCGAGCGCGGCCUCCGCCCCACCUCUCCCUUUCCCUUGGCGUCCAGUGAGAGAGAACCUUGUCCGGCAGGCACAAAACGCCGGCUCUUCCAGAGGCCUCCCGGGGCUCCCCCUUGGCCGCUCCCGUGCGCAGGCUGCACCACGGGGCACCCGUGGACCCUCUCCUGGGCCUCUGGCCCCAGCAACACCCAGCAGGCGCCUGCCUGGGCCUGGACCGCGGCGAGCGAGAGCGCCAGUGCUGCCAAGCCCGUCUCCAGAGAGCCAGCUUGCCUGUCCGUGGCGGAAGCCUGCUAGUCCACAGAGACCCACGCCAAGCGGCCGGCUCCACCCUGGCCUGACGGAGCAGCAGUCCUGCGCUGGACCUCCUGGCCGCCCACCUGCAGCCGGCUGGACGGGAGAUGCUGCCUGCCACGGACUGGCCCUCUCGCCCUGGCUCAGCACAGGGAGGGGGCGGGGGGCGGCGUCCGUGCAUCCACGUUCCUGCCACCCCGUCUGGUGAAACGCGCCCCAGAGCUGCGGACGCUGCCCCCAGCCUCGGACCUGUUUAUGCACUUGUGUGGGGGCAAGCGGGGAGCCAUUCCUCCUUCCGACGGGGAACUCGGGCUGGCGGGUGCCCAGGCCAGUAGGCUGUCAGGGCUGGCCACCCGUGCCUCCGCCAUCCGCCCUCCGACGUCGAUGGGAUCCGGCGAGCAAGGGGCCAUUUCCGCCCUAGGCGCCCCCAUCCCGGGCGGCUGGCGGAGGAGCAUCAGGGCCGGCCCACGGCCGCCUCGCCUCGGCGGCUGCCCCGAGCACUUUGGUGGGUGCUGCUAGAAGCAGCUGUCGGCCUUCUGGAAGAGGCGACGGGCCCCCAAGCGCAGCAGCAUGGAAGCGCCCGGAAACGGUUGUGGUUAAAGUCCGUGGGGCUCCCGGUGGUUGGGCUGCGUGCGCCUGUUCUCCCCCCCGCCCCAUUCCGAGGAGACCCUCGCACACGUGCCGCUGCCACCAUGUGUGGCGCACGCACCGGCCCGGGAUGGGGAAGCCCAGAGCCAAGGGGCCCGGCCCAGCCACGAGGGCUCCUCCGCCCGGGAAGGGGGCGCUGCGCCCCUCGGGUGGGGACACGGGCACUGUGCCGCCGCCCGCCUGACAUCAUCCCCCAGGGGCUGCUGAGCCUCCUCGGAGGGCGGCUGGCGCACGAGGCGGCUGCUCCCCUGGCUCUUGCCCGAGCUCUUUGCCAGGCGGCCCCGGCACCCUCGGGGCAUCCCUUCCGGGCAGGCCGUGGGGCUCCCGCGAGUGCCACGCAGCGUGGAGGCAACGGAGGGGUGGGAGGCAAUCGCCCCUGGGGGGGGGUGGCUGGUCUGCCCCCGGGGGGCAGCUUGGGUCUUCACAGGGGUGGGGCGGGAGCAAAGGGGGCGCUGAUGCAGCCCCCUCCCCCUCAGAAAAUGGAACCGGUUAUUCGGGCAGGAAAGGAGUUACCUCAAGAAGCUGUGCGCCCCUUGGCCGGGAGCAGCGGCGGCUUGCGUGCGGGGAGGGGAGGCCGUGUGUGUGUGUGGGGGAAACGGGAAGGGGCAGCAGGUGGGCAGCACAGCCUCGUGCGUCUUCCAGGCACGUCUCUCUCCGGCCGUGCUCGUGCUGGGGGGCAGCGGCUGCCGGGGAGCCCCCUUGGGGGUGCUGGCGGGGGCCGCCUCAUGCCGGGGCCCUUGAGUGAAACAGUUUGCACGUGUUUGGCACACCUGGGGCCGGAGCCCCCCUGUCCCUGGGGCUGGGCGGGUGGGUCGCGCCCGUCGCUCCUUCGGGCGGGAGGCAUCCCUUCCACAGCCUUCGCCGAACUCCCCGGGGACCUUGCGGUGGGGGCACCCGUCUCCCGCCAGCCGUUGGGAGAGGUUUCGCCUGCUCAGGUCUGGGGAAGCCGGGAGCGUCGCGGCUCUGCUCGGCUCCCACUUUGCGCUCCUGGGCUGGUGGCAUUAAAAUCAGCAACCGGAAGGAUCCAUGUUUCUGUGAAAUCUUCCUGCACGUCAGGUGAGCAACAUAAUUUAGGGAGACCUUUGCCAUGCUUCGACGAGGGCUUUGUUUUGUAUUUCUGCAGUCAGGUCCCGCUUCGUGUUGAUAACUUGGAUUCAGAGUUUCUUAUUAAAUUAUUUGUGUUAUGCAGACCUGAAAUCUAAUUCUAUCUUUUGGUAUGUUAGGAUUAUAAAUACGGCCAAUUAAAUUCUAUUUUUUUAUUAUUAUUUAUGCACAUACCUAAAGCACUCACUGGCUCAAGGAAAGAGCACUUGUUAAAUUAUCUUUUAAAAUAUAUAACCAGACUUUUAAAUGAUACGUCCCUCAGGGUUAUUUUUAUUAAAGUUUUUCCCUUCCUCCCUCCCUCCCUCCCUCCCUCCCUCCCUCCCAAAGAGUGGGAACCGCAGGAUGUUGCCGUCCGUCCCAUGCCUUCUGGAGCAGCGGGGCCCGGGGGACGCAGGAGGCGCUCGGCACCCACCCAUGGCCCCCAGGAGCCUCUUGCUGCCCGAGGGGCCCUCCUGGGCCGCUCCGGGCUCUGUGCAGGGUGGCGGUGCCCCCCGGGACGGUCUGCAUGCCGCCUUGGCCAGGGGAGGGCGGGAGCGUGCAGAGCUGCCGUGCCCCGCUCUGGGGACCACCCUUCGUCCUGUUGUGCUGUUUAAAUUGGACAUUUUAGCAAAGUGCACUAAUAGUUUUUAGUGGACAGUGUUGGCAGAGAGAGUGGUAAGCAGUUCACCCUCAGCUGGGCGAGUCCUCCUCCCGCGGUAUCGCGUCUGCAUCUUCAGUGUUCGUAUUAGAGAGGGCUCCCCUCCCUCAGUGCGGCAGGUCCUCCUGACCUGGAAUGGCUUCCUUGAUCCGCACAGGUGUCGACACCUCAGAAGGGCUUCCUGACUUAUCCCUCCAAAUUCCAGAUUCUAAACAUGUGCUGACAUACGAUGAAAACGUUUCUUCAAUGGCUCAAGGCUGUGCUGUCGGGCUUUAAGAAAACUCAUUUCCGAUGAAUGUGCAAGCGGUUGGUUUUACGCACGCCUACCGGUACCUUCUCAGGUCAAGUCCUGCUGUAACCGGAUCGGGCCCCAGAGCCGUGGAAUGUUCUGGGCACCUGCUGGCCCGCGAAGGGCUCCUUCCAACCCAAAAUGUAGCUUGCUGCUUUUAUGAUGGUACCCAGUUGUAAUAAAGGCAUUUUGUACAAUUGUACUUAGUAAAAA